Messenger RNA from Doryrhamphus excisus (bluestripe pipefish), 1305 nucleotides. Its product is annotated as histone H4. Gene Ontology annotation, molecular function: structural constituent of chromatin; DNA binding; protein heterodimerization activity. Gene Ontology annotation, cellular component: nucleosome. Lineage: Eukaryota; Metazoa; Chordata; Actinopteri; Syngnathiformes; Syngnathidae. The record is from RefSeq and is a predicted model, not a curated record.
CAGUCCUCUCUCACGUCCGCAGUCACGUAAUAAAUGUUGGCUGCCGGAGUCAAGAAAGUCACAUUUCUCAAAGUGGCUCGCAAUUGCACCAAACAAAGAUGUCAGGACGAGGCAAAGGCGGCAAAGGUUUAGGGAAAGGGGGCGCCAAGCGUCACCGUAAAGUUCUUCGUGAUAACAUCCAGGGCAUUACCAAGCCCGCCAUUCGCCGUCUGGCUCGUCGCGGAGGAGUCAAGCGUAUUUCCGGCUUGAUUUACGAGGAGACCCGCGGUGUGCUGAAGGUGUUCCUGGAGAACGUUAUUCGUGAUGCAGUCACCUACACCGAGCACGCUAAAAGGAAGACUGUGACCGCCAUGGAUGUAGUCUACGCACUCAAGAGACAAGGACGUACUCUGUAUGGCUUCGGUGGAUAGACUACUACACUCACAACUCUCCCAAAACGGCCUUUUUAAGGGCCACUCAACACUUCUAUGAGCUUAUAUUCCAAGUUCAUAUUUGAAUACACAAUAUAUAUACCAAUAUAAGGCUAACAUGAAUGCUCACCUAGCAGAAAAACGCCAGAAAUCCAUGCAGUGGUACACACGUGGCCUGACCAUAUGCAAGCCUGGCAGCCCUCACCAGUGGCCGCCAUGACGCCACGACUGUCGUAAAACUGUCGUAAAUUUAAAUGAUACGUGUGUGAAAUUAAUGAGUAUAAUAACACUGAAAUGGUAUAGCAAACAGUGGCAUUAACCCUUGAGCAUUGUAUAUGGAAAAAUAACAUACGGGUUUCACAAACCAAUCCAGUAAUAUUGUAUGUUAAUCUCCACUAGUAAGCGUCAUUGGUAUUUGUCAGGGAGGGCAUCCGGAAUUUAAAGGGCUCAAGACAAAUAUAGAUAACCAGGAAAAGCCGAAAGAAACAAAAUAUACAGCAUUUUUUUCUAAUUCUGCUAACAAAUAAACACAAAACCAACAGAAUCUAACCCUUUAAAAUGUCUACAUCCACGUCUGUCCUGUCUUCACUAUGAAUUCCUCACAAUGCGUCUGGUCUUCCUCAGGUCCUUUCCUCCUCUGGUGCUCCUGACAGAGAGGUUGCUUUGCUGCCAUCCUCCCUGACACCUUUGGGCACUAAAGAGGGACACACACAAAAUAUGUAUAAAAAAUGUAUAAUUACAUUAUCAUAUGUCAACAAAAAGUUGCUCUCCAUCAUGGAGAAUUUAACAUCUGAGUGGUCUACUGAUAUGACACACACCUUGUGCGAAGUGCAGCUUCAUGGCAGGGCUUGGUACUCCUGUACUGCAUCCAUCCACACACCAGCUCGUGCACGAU